AUGAAUGUGCCAUUCCUCAUAGUGUUUCUGUUCAUUUGCUUCAAGGGAGAUCCACCAUCGACGCUGACAAUGAACGCAUCAAAUAUAACAAGCUAUUCGCAGGACAUAUAUACUCUCAAUAUCAGUUGCUUCACGGACGUAAACAAUGACUAUUGCUUGAUAUCCUGGACAACAGAUGGGCAACUACUUCGUGCAAACGGAUACGGGACAGACAAAAUACAUAAUUCGUCUUUAAUGGUGUUUGUGAAUCUCAGUAAAGAAAACAACGGUCAAACUAUUACCUGCAGCGUCAAUUGCUCCAACUUUGAUGUUCAACUAUUCAAGUCGCAUUCUUUACAAGUGCCAUAUAAACCGAGUGUUCACUUGUCGGUUAAAGACGAAGUAUUGCUUAAUGCUCAUGACUCUACCAGCGUUACUUGCACGGCAAAGAGUCUACCAUUUUCGGAUAUUGUUUGGACGGUAAACGGAGACACACAACUCCUCGUUUGCAAUAAGUCCGAGGAAUGUGUGAUGAAAACUAUCCCGAUAGAAACAAACGAGCACCGAAACUACACAUGCACAGCUUAUUUCGAAUUAGGAAAUUAUAACACAAGUGCGAACAGUUCAUUUCUUGCAAUUGGAAGAGCUUCGACCAACAGUAACGAUAUACCAAUAGUGUGGAUAAUCAUUGGUUUGAGCGUUAUUAUUGCGGCUGUCAUUAUUUCAUCGGUCAUCGUAUUGGCCAGAAAACGAUUUUUAAAGAAGAAUCAACACGUAAAUGCAAGUGAACCUCAGCCUGUCCAACAUGUCAACGUGCACGAAAAUGAAACAGUAGAAAUGAACGAAGAGGUUACGUACGCCCAAGUUAACAAAAUCAGGACAAAUAGGACAGAAGCAGUGGGGCCUAAAACGAAGGGUCCAGAAAGCAACCUAGUUUAUGCAGAUAUAGACAUCGACCAUUUGGAGACAGCCGGCAAACCACCUUCGAGACAGAGGCCGCCAAGUCCGACAGAAUAUGCUGAAAUUCAUACUAUCAGAACAGAAAGUGGAUCAAGCAGUGACAAUAUUAUAACCUAA
This is a messenger RNA of Mya arenaria, 1056 nucleotides long. RefSeq lists its product as uncharacterized. The transcript has 8 exons. Lineage: Eukaryota; Metazoa; Mollusca; Bivalvia; Myida; Myidae. Bases 1 to 1056 code for a protein of 351 amino acids. Gene Ontology annotation, biological process: heterophilic cell-cell adhesion; homophilic cell-cell adhesion. The record is from RefSeq and is a predicted model, not a curated record. Gene Ontology annotation, cellular component: adherens junction.